Molecule: messenger RNA, 632 nt
Organism: Paramecium primaurelia
Lineage: Eukaryota; Ciliophora; Oligohymenophorea; Peniculida; Parameciidae
Source: the annotation of a GenBank genome assembly
AUGAAGGUCGAAGCCUAAACAAAAGAGGAGCGGUUUUAUUUGAUAGGUUAAAAGAAAAUGAGAGAAACUCCAAUAUGGUUGUGGUAUCGAUGUAAGUAAGUUAAUUUUAGUUAUUGAUUACCUCGUGAGUUUGAGGGGUAUUUCAAUUGCAUUUUUAAUGUCUAUCAUAUGAUACUGAUCCUUUUUAUAAUUAUUUAAGAAAUUUUUUGAAAGGAUUAAUACAUAGAAUGUAAUAAAAUGAUAAUCUUUUUGAUUGGCAAGAAAUAAUAAAGAAGGAGGAAGCAACUAAAAAAGUUCGAAUACAAAGAUAAAAUUAGAUGCUUAAACUUAAUAACUCAAACCAAUUGAAUCUGAGGAUGGAUAAGAUAGUCCUUAAGUGGCUAUGAUGUAAUCUAAGGAUUCUAAGAAAAGCUCAUCAAAUUUUCUUAAAAGAAGUAUCAUUGAUCAAUUUAAUUUCUAAGAAAAAUAAAGUAUUAAUGAAAGAAAUAAUAUCAAACUUUUAAUUUCNUGAAACUGUUAAAGAAGGAACUUUAUCAGCCUGGAACUUUUUAAAGACUAAAUUCAAUGAUUUACAGAAAAAGGAUCCAUAACCAGAGCAAUUUGAGAUUUUAGAACAACCCAAGAAUGAAUGA